AACCCCCGCCUGUGGGCCGGAAGUGGGUGAUUCCUUCUCGUCUGAUUUGGGAGUGUUUCUGGGUUCUAUGGAAGAGAUGUCGGGUGACAGCGUGGUGAGCUCGGCAGUGCCGGCGGCUACAACUAGGACCACGUCCUUCAAGGGCUCCAGCCCCAGCUCCAAGUACGUGAAGCUGAACGUGGGAGGGGCGCUGUACUACACCACCAUGCAGACCCUGACCAAGCAGGACACCAUGCUGAAGGCCAUGUUCAGCGGCAGGAUGGAGGUGCUGACGGACAGCGAGGGCUGGAUCUUGAUCGACCGCUGUGGCAAGCACUUCGGGACGAUUCUGAACUACCUGCGGGACGGAGCCGUGCCCCUGCCCGAGAGCCGCAGGGAGACGGAGGAGCUGCUGGCUGAAGCCAAGUACUACCUGGUGCAGGGGCUGGCCGAUGAGUGCCAGGCCGCUCUCCAGAACAAAGACACGUAUGAACCAUUUUGCAAGGUACCGCUCGUAACCUCGUCUAAGGAGGAACAGAGACUCAUCGCCACCUCUGACAAGCCUACUGUCAAGCUGUUAUACAAUAGAAGCAACAACAAAUAUUCAUAUACCAGUAACUCCGACGACAACAUGCUGAAGAACAUCGAACUGUUCGACAAGCUGUCGCUGCGCUUCAACGGGAGGGUGCUGUUCAUCAAGGACGUCAUCGGGGACGAGAUCUGCUGCUGGUCCUUCUACGGGCAGGGCCGCAAGAUCGCGGAGGUGUGCUGCACCUCCAUCGUCUACGCCACCGAGAAGAAGCAGACCAAGGUGGAGUUCCCCGAGGCCCGGAUCUACGAGGAGACUCUGAACAUCCUGCUGUACGAGUCCCAGGACGGCCGGGGGCCAGACAACGCGCUGCUGGAGGCCACGGGGGGCGCGGCCGGCCGCUCGCACCACCUGGACGAGGACGAGGAGCGGGAGCGCAUCGAGCGCGUGCGGAGGAUCCACGUCAAGAGGCCGGACGACCGUACCCACCACCACCAGUGAGAGCGCGGCCCGUCCCCGCCCGCCGGACCACCACCGGCGCAGCUCCUCGCGAGCCCCCUGCCCCGCCGGCUCCCUCUACAGGCAGCUCGCUGUAACUGCUGCCCUUUAGCCGGAGUGGCUUCUUUUAAAAAAAAAAAUAUUUGACCUGUCCUCAUGCAUUGCCCCUUUGUUUAAAACCGGCAAAAGAAUCCGUUUUGUUUUCCUUUGUUCCCCUAGAAAUGGCAAAAAACGUGUCUGGCUUGCAUUCCUUCCUUUUUUUUGCAGUUCAGCUAUUCUGUCACGGCCUUCGGCUGUGAGUGGAUUUGAACUUGCCUUCCGGGGCCGAAGCUGUAAAUGCUGCAGAUUCAGAAGUGGCUUUCCUCUGCUCACGCAGACUGAAAGGCACACAUGAGAGCAACAGGGGUUUAAACGGUUAAGUGUUAUGCAACGGUGAGGUUAAGAAAAACAUUUCGGGGGAGACAAAGUGUGCCUGGUGAAGUAGGAAGACUUGCUGCUGCAUGUGGUAGUGGGGCACAUAAGGCAAGCUGGAGAGCAGGCCUGAUUUCUGUGGCCGUUCAGAACACGACUGCCCUAGACCAAAACCUCAGUGACUUUUAGAAACAAAACAAAAAGGCACAAUCAGAACACAAGCUGAACUCAAAUGUCUCCCCCCGCUAGAUUUACGCAACCCUACACUUGUUUUAUAAAAGUUACCUUUGUCUCUGAAAAGAUCUCGGAUUGUGUAAGCUCAAGGGACAGGAAGAUUGUGCAGUUUUCCAGGCUGUGGGAGCUUGGAUCCUUGUGCGUUAUUUGAUAGAGGCACACUAGAUGCUUCUCAAAGGGAGUAGGAGCCUUUACGUUUACCUAUAAAUUAAAAUUAGGCUUCAUGCCCCAGCAUUGUAUUAACGUUAAAAUAGAGGGGCCUUUUUGUCUACAGGGCAAAACACUGUUCAUUCCAAAUCCUGACCAAGCAGCGGUUAAGUAAAAACAACUUUUAGAGAACAAACGAAAGUUUUGCUGCUGUAUAUACAUUUUUUUUUCUGUUCAAUGUAUGUUGCCAUAAAGGGAUUAUUAGUAGCUAACCCCUUUUACCAGUCUGGAAUUGUAUUUGAUAGUUUUGAAAAAUGUCUGUAAUCGGAGAACUCCACUCCAUGUACUGUCUGUUCCUUCUGUGUAUUACUGUGUGCAUUGGCUGUUUUGCAGGCCGUGUCACAAUUAACUUUCUAGAGUGCUGAGGCCUGAGUCACAGGAGUAACUAACAUCUUUGAGAAUUUUUAUUCUCUAAUAUGAAAAUUAAAAGGUUUUAACUUGUGUAUGCUGAGUAAAGCAUCUGAACAAAAACAUAUUGAAGCAAGCGGAGGGCAUUUGUGUUUCUGAAAGGUUAUUGGUAAAUGUCAUGAUAAUACAGUUUGAAUGUUUGGAAAGCAGAGCAGUUAAUGAUUACAGAGAGAAACUGGAGUAUUGCGUGGUUUUACAAUAAGAUGCUGUACUGUAUGGCACAUUAAUCUGUUUUGUGUGGAAUGUGAUGAAUGGUGCAGCUGUGUACUGGAAAUUGAAUGGACAGUACCUUAACAGCGUGUCCAGAUCAUAGCAAGCAGAGGGCAGUUUGAGACACAAAAUAUUAGCUUUGCAGAUUACCGAGCAGAGAGGCAGUAUGAAAUAUAAAAUGUUAGCAAUGCAGAUGACAGCCAGCAGAGGGCGAUGUGUGAUGCAAAUUUGAAGAGUUCCAGAUAAGGUAUAAUGCUGGAGAAUAGAUCCUUAUUGUGAUGUAUAUAUCUACAGUUGAUCAGCUGAGUUGGUUAAUGGAAUGGAAUAAUCAUUGUAGAAAUACAAAGUGGCAACACGAUUACAUUUUUUUCUGGCACUUGUGAGUGUUUGAAUCAUCACUGUGCAUCAUCCCAGCAUAACAGAUAAGGAAUGUAUGUUUGUAUUUUGUAAGAUACAAAUAGGUAUAUUUUACAAUCAUUAUACAUACUUUCUCUUUGUAAAAGUGUGCACAGAGAAAGGCUUAAGCUAUAUUUAUACAUAAUCACAAUAAACGAUUCUGGAGCA
Lepisosteus oculatus (spotted gar) is the source of this 3040-nucleotide messenger RNA. RefSeq names its product potassium channel tetramerization domain containing 10 (gene kctd10). Gene Ontology annotation, cellular component: Cul3-RING ubiquitin ligase complex. The record is from RefSeq and is a predicted model, not a curated record. NCBI's taxonomy places the organism in Eukaryota, Metazoa, Chordata, Actinopteri, Semionotiformes, Lepisosteidae. Gene Ontology annotation, molecular function: ubiquitin-protein transferase activity; protein binding. Gene Ontology annotation, biological process: negative regulation of Rho protein signal transduction; protein ubiquitination; proteasome-mediated ubiquitin-dependent protein catabolic process.